Molecule: messenger RNA, 3280 nt
Organism: Panicum hallii
Lineage: Eukaryota; Viridiplantae; Streptophyta; Magnoliopsida; Poales; Poaceae
Product: leucine-rich repeat receptor protein kinase MSP1-like
Exons: 2
Coding region: 1-3078 (1025 amino acids)
Cellular component (GO): plasma membrane
Molecular function (GO): protein binding
Source: RefSeq, a predicted model, not a curated record
AUGCCGGUGUCCGUUGCUCCGGAGGUGAGGGAGGAAGGAUAUGGCCGCGCUGGGCUCGCCGACGAGCCUCCACUACCUCCUGCUCCCCCCUCCUCGUCGCCGCCGCCGCGGCGGCCUGCGCCAACGCGGACGCAGGAGGCGCUGCUGGCGACGAAGGCGGCGCUCGCGGACCCGGCCGGCGCGCUGGCGUCCUGGAGAACAAAAAAUAUUUUUUCCUAUUCAAUGAUGAUAGAUGGAAUCAGCUUAUUUAUCCUAUUUGUCUGCUUCAUUGCUACUUCUGCUUUCGCUGAAUCUGAUAUAAACAAUCUAUAUGCUCUGAGGCACACAGUCGCUGAAUCAAAAGGCUUCCUUCAGGACUGGUUUAAUUCAGAAACACAUCCAUGCAACUGGACGGGUAUAACUUGUGAAGGACGGCGCACGGUUGUGGCCAUAGAACUGUCAUCUGUGCCACUCCGUGUCCCUUUUCCGUUAUGCAUCACGGCAUUCCGGUCACUUGGUCGCCUCGACCUAAGUAGGUGUGAUUUAUCUGGUAUGAUUCCAGAAGCCUUGGGAGAUUUGCAGAAUCUCCAGUACCUGGACUUGAGCAAUAACGAGCUUACUGGGCCCAUGCCUUUCUCGUUAUAUGAUUUGAAGAUGCUGAAGGAAAUAGUGCUAGACAGAAACAGAUUGUCUGGACAAUUGAGCCCUGCCAUUGCUCAUCUUCAGAACCUCACUAAGUUAUUGAUAUCCAAUAACAACAUCUAUGGAGAACUUCCUCUGGAGCUGGGUAGUCUGAAGAACCUAGAGGUCCUGGGCUUUCACCAGAACAGAUUCGAUGGAUCGAUACCAGAAUCUUUUGGCAACCUGACUCGGCUCUUCCACCUUGAUGCAAGCAAGAAUAAUCUCACUGGAUCAAUAUUUCCUGGAAUAAGUGCAUUGCAGAACAUGCAGACACUUGAUUUGUCUUCAAAUAGUUUGGUGGGGCCAAUACCUAAUGAGAUUACUCAUCUGAAAAUGCUUGAGCAUUUAUCUUUGGGGUUCAACAAUUUCACUGGAGGGAUUCCAAAAGAGAUUGGUAACAUGAAGCACCUAAAGGAACUCUCUCUGUGUGAAUGCAACUUAUCAGGCACCAUCCCUUGGUCACUUGGUAGUCUUAGAAGCUUAAUGGAACUUGAUAUAUCAGGCAAUUACUUCAAUUCUGAACUCCCAGGGUCUGUUGGUGAUCUGGGGAAUCUAACCGUCCUGAUUGCAAGGAAUGCAAGGCUCGUAGGGAGCAUACCCAAAGAACUUGGUAACUGCAAGAAGCUUACUCUUCUACGUCUGUCGUUUAAUGGCUUUACUGGCUGUAUUCCUGAAGAGCUUGCAGGCUUAGAAGGUAUUGCCCAUUUUGAAGCAGAAGAUAACAGACUGUCUGGUCCUAUUAGUGAUUGGCUUCAAAAAUGGGGAAAUGUUGUUUCUGUAAACCUGGCAAACAACAAGUUCAAUGGUUCUAUACGUCCCAUCAUUUGUCAAGCCAAGUUACUGCGGUCACUCGACCUGCAUUGUAACGAUCUCACGGGGAGUAUCAAGGAGGCAUUCAAGGGAUGCAAGAACCUGGUUCAACUGGAUUUGCAAGGUAACAAUUUCAAUGGUGGGAUACCCGAAUACCUGGCUGAGCUACCGCUCAAAAUAUUGGAGUUGUCUUACAACAGAUUUACAGGAGUGUUGCCUGGAAAGUUGUUUGAGUCAUCAACCAUUUUGGAAAUGAACCUGAAUAAUAAUAUGCUUACUGGCUAUAUCCCUGACAGCAUUGGUAAACUCCACAGCUUGCAGAGGUUGAAAAUGGGCACUAACUGCUUGGAAGGACCUAUCCCACAGGCAGUCGGUGCACUAGAGAAUUUGACAGAAAUAUCUCUUGAUGGGAAUAGACUAUCUGGGAGCAUCCCGCAAGAGCUCUUCAACUGCAGAAACCUAGUCAUGCUAAACCUGAGCUGUAAUAAUCUGACCGGACCCAUCCCGAGAUCCAUAUCGCAAUUGACUUCGCUCACUGGCUUGGUUUUGUCUCACAACCAGCUCUCUGGUUCUAUUCCUGCUGAGUUAUGUGGGGGAUUCACGAACCCAACUCAUCCUGACUCAGAGUAUGUUCAACAUCAUGGCUUACUUGAUCUGUCAUAUAACUGGUUGACUGGUCGUAUCCCACCAGCAAUCAAGAAUUGUGUUAUUCUGGAGGAGCUACACCUGCAAGGUAACUUGCUGAAUGGAUCUAUUCCUGCAGAGCUUGGUGAGCUGAAGAAUAUUAGAAUUGUUGAUCUCUCUUUUAAUGCAUUAGCUGGACCGAUGUUUCCUUGGUCUGCGCCAUUGCUCACCUUGCAAGGCCUUUUUCUGUCUAAUAACCAUCUAAAUGGCAUUAUUCCUGCUGAGAUAGGCCACAUUCUUCCCAACAUUGCAGUUCUAAACUUGUCCAGUAAUGCAUUUAUGGCUACUCUACCCAAGUCUUUACUAUGCAGCAAGAGCCUGAACUGUUUGGAUGUCAGUAACAACAACCUCUCUGGUGAAAUCCCAUUAUCUUGUCCUGGGUACGAAGAAUCCUUGAGCUCACUGAUCUUCUUCAAUGCAAGCAGUAACCAUUUAUCAGGGAGCCUAGAUGGGUCUAUCUCAAAUUUCAGACAACUGUCUACUCUUGAUAUCCACAACAAUAGCCUCACUGGAAGCUUGCCAUCGGUACUAUCCAAUCUCAGUUAUCUGAACUAUCUUGAUCUCUCAAAGAAUGAUUUCAGUGGUUCCAGCCCUUGUGGUGUCUGCAACAUAUUUGGUAUCACAUUUGCCAACUUCUCUGGUAAUCGAAUUGGGAUGCAUAGCUUAUCAGAUUGUGGUGCUCCUGGCAUCUGUGCUCCUGAUAGUAUCGAGCAUAAGGAGGGUCAUCCACCUCAUGUGAUUCUAAGAGCAGUGACCAUUUGUGCCGCCGUUGUGAUUGUCAUUCUUCUGGUGGUGUAUGUGGGACGUAACCUGUCAAAUAAGCUGUCAAGAAGCAGGCCUACACCAUUUGAACCUCUCAGUACAACCCAAGGUCUACAAUUGAGCUCGCUACAAUUCAUCCCGCCUCUGGCGUUGAGCUCCUAGGAAAGGAGGCACCGAGUAGAAUAAAACUUAUGGCUAAACUGGUCCACUAGCCUUGUCAGUUUGUCAUUUGUAUGCUGCUGUACUCGUGGUCCCUGCUUUUGACCAUUUUUCCCUUGUUACAAUGAACAGCAUUUUGUCGUCGGGAUUAAAAGUUUUUCUUGAAUCUCACAUCUUGAUUGCAGUAUCAUCAUGUUGCGGAUGC